This is a messenger RNA of Dipodomys spectabilis (banner-tailed kangaroo rat), 924 nucleotides long. Its product is annotated as olfactory receptor 4F4-like. Gene Ontology annotation, molecular function: olfactory receptor activity; G protein-coupled receptor activity. The transcript has a single exon. NCBI's taxonomy places the organism in Eukaryota, Metazoa, Chordata, Mammalia, Rodentia, Heteromyidae. The record is from RefSeq and is a predicted model, not a curated record. Gene Ontology annotation, cellular component: membrane. Gene Ontology annotation, biological process: G protein-coupled receptor signaling pathway. The coding region runs from base 4 to 924 and encodes 306 amino acids.
GAAAUGGAAGAAGCAAACCAGUCGGUGGUGUCUGAGUUUAUUUUUCAGGGACUCUGUGACUCCGAGGAGCUGCAGAUCUUCCUCCUACUGCCAUUUGCUACACUCUACCUGCUGACUGUGGUGGGAAAUCUCUUUGUGGUGCUGCUGAUCAUCGCUGACCACCAUCUCCAUUCGCCCAUGUACUUCCUGUUAGCUAACCUCUCCUUUGUUGACUUCUGCCUCUCCUCAGUAACCACGCCUAAGCUGACCACAGACCUCCUGCAGGAGAACAAGACCAUUUCCUUCGGGGGCUGCAUGAGCCAGAUCCUGGGUGUGCAUUUCUUUGGAGGGGCUGAGAUGACGAUUCUCGUGACCAUGGGUUAUGACCGUUAUGUGGCCAUCUGCAAGCCGCUCCACUACUCCAGCAUCAUGGACAGGCAAAGGUGCAUCUGGUUGGUUUGGAUAGCGUGGAUGAUCGGCUUUUUGCAUUCUCUAAUUCAAAUCAUUAUGAUUUGGGGUCUGCCCUUCUGUGGACCCAGAGUAGUGGACAGCUUCUUCUGUGACAUUCCCUUGGUCAUGAAAUUAGCCUGUACAGAAACGGACACUUUGAGAACAGUGAUAAAUGCUAAUAGUGGCAUUUAUGCAACAACUUGCUUCAUUCUCUUGAUGAUCUCCUACACUUACAUAAUAUUAACUGUCCUCCUUCGUUCUAAAGACGGUGCCUCAAAAGCCCUCUCCACGUGUUCCUCCCACCUGGCUGUGGUGAUUCUGUUCUUCGGACCCUGCAUCUUCAUCUACUUAUGGGCAGUGAACAUCACCUGGGUGGACAAGUUUCUUGCUGUGUUUUAUACAAUCAUCACACCCGUCCUCAAUCCGGCCAUCUACACUCUGCGAAAUAAAGAGAUUAAGAAUGCCAUCAAGAGACUGUGGACCUGGCUCAAGUGA